UCCGGCUUCCUACAUACUGCCAUGGGGCACCUUAAGCUCUCAGCCCUGUUCAUCAUGUGUCUGCUGCUCCUGAGCCAGGUGGCUUCAUCUCCACUGCCUCAACAGAGAUCAGUCCAGAGAAGACUAAGAAGGAUGACUCCCUUCUGGAGAGGUGUUUCCCUCAGGCCCAUAGGGGCAUCCUGUCGUGAUGACUCUGAAUGUAUCACAAGACUAUGCAGGAAAAGACGUUGUUCACUCAAUAUGAUCCAAGAAUAAUAUAUUUACUGAAGAAAAGAGAAGAAAGCAGCUACAUCCAACAAUGCUCCGUUCUAUGGAAUAUUGGUUAUUAGCUGUAUAUCUUACUGAAGAUAUCUGUGAAGCUUUUACUAUUUAAUAUUUAAAGGUAGAUGCAUACCUUAACUUAGACACCCCACCCCCCCAUUCUUUGAGAAUGGGCAUGUGGAUAAAGACAUUUAAACUUGAGAAAUUUAAGAGUCUGUAUUUUUAUAUGUAUUAUUGCUUAAGUUUGAAAAAUUAAAUUAAAUUGUUUUUCUUAAUAAUGAAACAAAUCUGGAAUUCAAGCUUUGGGGAUAUGGGAUGUAAAAAAAUCUCUUUUUUGGAAUUACA
Gracilinanus agilis (Agile Gracile Mouse Opossum) is the source of this 606-nucleotide messenger RNA. RefSeq names its product liver enriched antimicrobial peptide 2 (gene LEAP2). The coding region runs from base 22 to 255 and encodes 77 amino acids. Gene Ontology annotation, biological process: antimicrobial humoral immune response mediated by antimicrobial peptide; defense response to bacterium. The transcript is spliced from 3 exons. The record is from RefSeq and is a predicted model, not a curated record. Lineage: Eukaryota; Metazoa; Chordata; Mammalia; Didelphimorphia; Didelphidae.